ACAUUUUUAUUUGAAACUACCAUUUAGAAAGUUACUUCUGAACAAAAAAUUACUAUUUACGUUCUCUCCUUCUGACAUCUUGAAAGUCGAAGUUUGUAAACAAGAGUAGUCGACGUGAAAUUAAACUUUCGCGAUUAAGAAAUUAUAUUUAAAAUUCGCCACUCUUACUUGACUUAUAAUUACUGAAUAUCAGAAAAAACUACAUUUCAGUGAAAUCUUCCUGUGAAAAAAUGCAGAGCGUAGCUCGUUCAUUACUGCGAUAUGGAAAUCAGCUCGUCCUGAAGAAAAUUUCUCCUCAACGCACAAAUGUGGGUAUGAUUUAUACUUCAUCUACUUAUAAAAGUGACAAAUUAUUUGUUCACAGAGAUACAGAUAAAAACAACCCUGAAAUUCCUUUUGAAUUCACACCAGAAAACUUAAAACGAGCUGAAUCGAUUAUUAAUAUCUAUCCCGAAGGCCACGAAGCUGCGGCUGUCAUUCCUUUACUAGAUUUAGCCCAACGACAGUACGGUUGGUUACCCCUAUCUGCUAUGCACUAUGUCGCUGAUAUGUUGAAAAUGCCCCGUAUGAGAGUAUAUGAAGUUGCUACAUUUUAUACAAUGUUUAAUCGGGAUCCUAUUGGCAAGUACCAUGUUCAAGUGUGUGGUACUACUCCGUGCAUGUUACGAGGAGCUGAAGAUGUCACCGAUAGAUGCAAAAAGAAUCUUGGUGUUAAUGUUGGGGGUACAACGAAGGAUGGUAUGUUCACUUUGAAUGUUGUUGAAUGUCUUGGAGCUUGUGUCAAUGCACCAAUGCUCCAAAUUAAUGAUAAUUAUUAUGAAGAUUUGACUGUUGAGGAUGUUGAUGAAAUACUUGAUGAUUUAAGAGCUGGUAGAGUGCCGAAAGCUGGUCCUCGCAAUGGAAGACUUGCUUGUGAGCCUGCAGGAGGGUUAACUUCUCUCACUGAGCCACCCCCUGGACCUGGGGUUGGCGUUCGAUCAGAUUUGUAAGCAAAUUAUUAGUUGUAUAUAAAAUUGUAUUUAUGUAGUAAUUUUAAAAAUUAAUAAAAGGAAUUAAAAAAAUAUA
This is a messenger RNA of Parasteatoda tepidariorum (common house spider), 1065 nucleotides long. It is a transcript of the gene ND-24, whose product is annotated as NADH dehydrogenase ubiquinone. Gene Ontology annotation, biological process: mitochondrial electron transport, NADH to ubiquinone. Gene Ontology annotation, molecular function: NADH dehydrogenase activity. The record is from RefSeq and is a predicted model, not a curated record. Gene Ontology annotation, cellular component: respiratory chain complex I. NCBI's taxonomy places the organism in Eukaryota, Metazoa, Arthropoda, Arachnida, Araneae, Theridiidae.